GGGGUGAGGGUGAUGGGUCAAAUGCAGAGGAUAAUCUCACCAAACCUAGUGUGUGUGUGUGUGUGACAAUCAUUGGUACUUUAACUUUAAUAUGGUGAUAAUUGGAAAGCCAUGUGUAUUCUGAGGUGGCACUGGGAUAAAAUAAUAAAACGGUUUAGUUUUCUAAAAAAAAAAGCUAUUUUUAUUUGUAUAUGUGUCUCUUGAAAUAAGUGACAUGAAUACAAUAAAAAUACAACACAAUUUUGUGGGUAUUUUUACUCAAAACGUGGAAAAUACUAGGAAAAAUGUACAUUGCCAACCUGUCACUAGCUUAUCCGGUUCGAUAGGGGGCAGCAGUGCGCUCUAGCGGUAGAUUGUCAACCACGCACGGUAUGUUUUUGUGUAACGGAGGCCGAAGAAGAGAAGCGAGACAGUCUAUUCCAGAAGAAGGUUAUCGCACAUAAAUUAUUUUCUGAGAAUGACGCGGCAAAUACGUCGACACCACACGGUAAACUUUCCUGGAUAUGUAUUUACCAACUACAGCCGCUUAUGAAUACAAGGCCCGGUGGAGCGCUAAAAGGGGGCAAUACGUACACGUAUGAGCAAGUUUGUAUAUAUGUUACAGGAAGAUGUACGCCGCCGUGUACGUCCUGUCCACGGUGACAGGCUACCUCCUCACCUCGGCUCUGCUGCUCAAAUGUCCGACUCUGCUGCACCGGAAGAAGAGAGAGAGGUUCUACAGCAGGCACAUUUCUCACCGGGGAGGAGCAGCGGAGAACCUGGAGAACACAAUGGCAGCUUUUAAACACGCAGUGGCUCUCGGCACGGACAUGUUGGAGCUGGACUGCCACCUGACAAAGGAUGGGCAGGUUGUGGUGUCUCAUGACCGACAUCUGCAGAGGGCGACAGGCAUCGAUGCAUACAUCUCCGACAUGGCAUAUGCGGAGUUGCCUCCUUACCACUGCAAGCUGGGUGUAACCUUUGAAUGGGAGUGUUUCUGCGAGGGCGGCGAGGAUAAACGCAUACCUCUGCUCAAGGACGUUUUUGAAGCCUUUCCUCAAACCCCUGUCAACAUUGACAUCAAGGUCAAUGACGACACGCUCAUCAAGAAGCAGGUGUCUGAGCUGGUCUGCAAUUACAACAGAGAGCAUCUCACAGUCUGGGGCAACGCCAGCAACCAGAUUGUCAAGAAGUGUUUCAAAGAGAACCCUCGCAUUCCAGUGUUGUUCAGCUUUCCUAGAGUGUUGCUUUUGUUGGGCCUCUUCUACACCGGCCUUCUGCCCUUUGUGCCCUUAAAGGAACAGUUCCUGGAGAUCCCAAUGCCCACUAUUAUUACCAAACUCCGUGACCCACACAGUAUAACCAAAAGCCAGCUCUUCCUCACCUGGCUGGCAGACAGCCUAUUGAUGAGGAAAGCUCUCUUCCAGCAUCUCACUGCCAGAGGAAUACAAGUGUACAUUUGGGUGCUGAACGAUGAAGAAGAUUUCCAGAGGGCAUUUAAUUUGGGAGCCACGGGGGUCAUGACAGAUUUUCCCACCAAGCUGAAAGACUUUUUGGAUCAAAAUGGCCUUUCCAAGCCUCAGUAACACGCCUUCUGUUUCCACUUUAUAGCACAUUGUCACAGCCCUCAAAUGUAAACACUACCA
Messenger RNA from Entelurus aequoreus (snake pipefish), 1625 nucleotides. RefSeq names its product glycerophosphodiester phosphodiesterase domain containing 1 (gene gdpd1). Gene Ontology annotation, cellular component: endoplasmic reticulum membrane. The record is from RefSeq and is a predicted model, not a curated record. NCBI's taxonomy places the organism in Eukaryota, Metazoa, Chordata, Actinopteri, Syngnathiformes, Syngnathidae. Bases 609 to 1565 code for a protein of 318 amino acids. Gene Ontology annotation, molecular function: phosphatidylcholine lysophospholipase A1 activity; phosphoric diester hydrolase activity. Gene Ontology annotation, biological process: glycerophospholipid catabolic process; N-acylethanolamine metabolic process. The transcript has 11 exons.